Messenger RNA from Zerene cesonia (dogface butterfly), 1214 nucleotides. RefSeq lists its product as uncharacterized. The record is from RefSeq and is a predicted model, not a curated record. NCBI's taxonomy places the organism in Eukaryota, Metazoa, Arthropoda, Insecta, Lepidoptera, Pieridae. The transcript is spliced from 5 exons. Gene Ontology annotation, cellular component: membrane. The coding region runs from base 1 to 954 and encodes 317 amino acids.
AUGAAAUUAAAACAAAUUGCAACUAGUAAUAUUUUCCAGGUUUGUGGUUUUGUUCAAGUUGUGGGUGGUUUCUAUCUCCUUUGCGAUACACGAAGGAUUCUUUUGUCGCGUUUGUUGGCGACGCCUGAAGAGGGGCUAGAGGAGCCGCCGUUUUAUUAUGUUGCUCUGGCGUUACUCGUAUCCGGUUUGGCAAUUUGCGCUCUUGCGUCCCUCGGUGUGUGGGCGACUUGCAUGCCGGGAUACAUCGUACUGACAUUAUACUUCCUAGUAGUAUUAGCCUUGCUGCUCUGUGAAUGCGCCGCGGGAGUGAUAGCAGCGAUAUGGCCCAGAUGCUUGGGCAUACAGAACACACGCGGUGGAGCUGUUGGAGCCUUGCAAGGGUACUAUGGAGUUCCUGACUAUGAAGAAUUUACCUCUGCCGUCGAUCUUGCUCAGACUGAGUUAAAAUGUUGUGGAAUGACAAGUGCCCGUAACUACGACAUGUCGGUGUGGCAGCUACAACGGCUAGGCCCGCGCGGCAUGGCGGUGCCACUGAGCUGUUGCGUCCAGAAUGAUCUAGAAAUUUCGUAUCUAAACCCAGCUCCUGUUAACCAGUCCCGGUGCCAAGAAGUCAAGUCUAAUGCGCAGUUUCGUCAUGUACCGGGAUGUUUAAUGAAGUUAGAAGAUUGGUAUCAACAGCAAUAUUUCGUGUUCAUGCUGGCCUUAUUCGUCAUCGCCGUUUUCAAGUUGGGCAUUCUUCUCACUACAGUUUUUUCUUGUAUACGAUUGAGGAAACGACGCCAGGAAAUUCACAUGUAUAUAAACAGCGGUAAAAGAAACGAAAACAUUUACGAACGCAAUAUGGGUGAAAGAGACGAACCGAUAACCACUAAAUACGUACAACCAAACAACUUCUACAGUCCUCGCGUGCGCAACCCCAGGCUUUUUCACACCAAACCGAAUGAGAUGGUAUGAGAAUUAGCCACGGAGAUAAAUUCUUUAGAGAAAAAACUCGAUAAGUUCUCCGAUUUUCUGUACAAGCACCAAGCGGAUUCGCUUAUGUGGUGAUUAAUUUAGAUAUUGGAAUUUUCACGUACAUACUUCAGUGCCAUAAUAUUCGUGUUCAUAUCAAACUCAUCCUUAUUUACCUGCCUCUCUAAAGGAUUUAGCUCCAGGGCUCAUAAUUGUUUAUCGGAAUCACUUUUGUUAUCAUUUUUUAGGAUAGAAAUAAAAUG